AUGGACUCUAAGAAGCAUGAAUUUGGCCAUUUGGGAAAUGUUGGAAAUGAGACGAGAGGAGGAAAAUUGAGUGAAUCUAGUGAUUAUAUGAAAUCAGGAGACAAAGCUGGGAACUUGAAAGGUGAGUACGGCAAAGUUGAAGGAGAUAAAGCUGGGAACUUGAAAGGUGAGUACGGCAAAGUUGAAGGAGACAAAGCUGGGAACUUGAAAGGUGAGUACGGCAAAGUUGAAGGAGACAAAGCUGGGAACUUGAAAGGUGAGUACGGCAAAGUUGAAGGAGACAAAGCUGGGAACUUGAAAGGUGAGUACGGCAAAGUUGAAGGAGACAAAGCUGGGAACUUGAAAGGUGAGUACGGCAAAGUUGAAGGAGACAAAGCUGGGAACUUGAAAGGUGAGUAUGGCAAAGUUGAAGGAGACAAAGCUGGGAACUUGAAAGGUGAUUACGGCAAAGUUGAAGGAGAUAAAGCUGGGAACUUGAAAAGUGAGUAA
Lodderomyces oxycetoniae is the source of this 489-nucleotide messenger RNA. RefSeq lists its product as uncharacterized. Lineage: Eukaryota; Fungi; Ascomycota; Pichiomycetes; Serinales; Debaryomycetaceae. The coding region runs from base 1 to 489 and encodes 162 amino acids. The transcript has a single exon. The record is from RefSeq and is a predicted model, not a curated record.